GGCCAGGGCGGGCUGGCAUGAGACCCAGCAGGAGGGACAAGAUCGCCCACGUGGCUGGCGGGAGCCUGUGGCCUGUGAUUGGUUAGAAAAGGGGGAGUAGUAUGAGGGGGAGGUCCCCGGCCUAGCCGCGGUACUCCAGUUCAACCUUCCAAGUCAGCUAACCUGGUGGGUGUCUCAGGGUGCAUCCCUCUGGGACCAGUCUGCAGGUUGUGUGUGGGCAAUAUGGAGGCCGACCUGUCUGGCUUUAACAUUGACGCGCCCCGCUGGGAUCAGAGCACGUUCCUGGGGCGCGUGAAGCACUUUUUUAACAUCACGGAUCCUCGCACUGCCUUUGCAUCAGAACAGGAGCUAGACUGGGCCAGGCUGGUGGUGGAGAAGAGCAGGAUGGGACUUGUGCCCCCUGGCACUCAGGUGGAGCAGCUACUGUACGCCAAGAAGCUGUAUGACUCUGCUUUCCACCCUGACACCGGGGAGAAGAUGAACAUCAUUGGGCGGAUGUCCUUCCAGGUCCCCGGCGGCAUGAUCAUCACAGGCUUCAUGCUACAGUUCUACAGGACAAUGCCUGCAGUAAUCUUCUGGCAGUGGGUGAACCAAUCCUUCAACGCCUUAGUCAACUACACCAACAGGAAUGCGGCUUCCCCAACAUCAGUCAGGCAGAUGGCCCUCUCCUACUUCACAGCUACCACCACGGCAGUGGCCACAGCAGUGGGCAUGAAUAUGUGGACAAAGACAGCUCCGCCCUUGGUGGGCCGAUGGGUGCCCUUUGCCGCUGUGGCUGCCGCUAACUGUGUCAAUAUCCCAAUGAUGCGACAGCAGGAGCUCAUCCAGGGCAUCUGUGUGAAGGACAAGGAUCAAAACGAGCUUGGCCAUUCUCAGAGAGCUGCAGCUGUGGGCAUCACCCAAGUGGUUAUUUCUCGGAUCACGAUGGCAGCACCUGGCAUGGUCUUGUUACCGGUCAUCAUGGAGCGGCUGGAGAGACUGCGUCUGAUGAAGAGACUCAGAGUGCUGCAUGCCCCGCUGCAGGUCCUACUGUGUGGCUGCUUCCUCCUCUUCAUGGUACCAGUAGCAUGUGGGCUCUUCCCUCAGGAAUGCAAAUUACCAGUUUCUUAUCUAGAACCAGAGCUGCAGGACACCAUCAAGGCCAAGUAUGGAGAACAAGUCCUCUUUGCCUACUUUAACAAGGGUCUCUAAGUGCUCCAUGUCUGCAAGGACCAAUCCACGCCCUGCACGGACCAGUUUUUCGCUGGCAGCUGUGCAUACCUGUGUUCACGUUCAUUCCUCUUUGCAGUAAGGUCUGAAAGCCAGGCUGGAUUGGGAAGUAGAGUGGGUGGGUGGGAAAUGACUCCUGU
Messenger RNA from Phodopus roborovskii (desert hamster), 1349 nucleotides. It is a transcript of the gene Sfxn2, whose product is annotated as sideroflexin 2. NCBI's taxonomy places the organism in Eukaryota, Metazoa, Chordata, Mammalia, Rodentia, Cricetidae. Gene Ontology annotation, molecular function: monoatomic ion transmembrane transporter activity. Bases 223 to 1191 code for a protein of 322 amino acids. The transcript is spliced from 12 exons. Gene Ontology annotation, biological process: monoatomic ion transport; serine import into mitochondrion. The record is from RefSeq and is a predicted model, not a curated record. Gene Ontology annotation, cellular component: mitochondrial inner membrane.